Molecule: messenger RNA, 795 nt
Organism: Leptomonas pyrrhocoris
Lineage: Eukaryota; Euglenozoa; Kinetoplastea; Trypanosomatida; Trypanosomatidae
Exons: 1
Coding region: 31-795 (254 amino acids)
Source: RefSeq, a predicted model, not a curated record
AGUGUAAGUUACGUUCACAACGGUUACCAAAUGCCAUCGGGUAAUGUCGAUGCGCAGAUUAGCGCAGUGGAGCGGAUCAGCGAGCCACAGUCUGUCUUGGAUGUCGUUUUGGCGAAAGCCAAGGGAAAGAACUACGACGCAGCGAACCCGUUCCUCUUGAGAGUCCUUUUCUGCGGCAAGAAAAAAAGUGUUGGCUUUGGAGGCGUGUUGGAAAAAAUUGUGAGGGAGGCAAAGCAGGAAUGUGAUUCAGCAAACCCGUUCUACAGUGAAGAAAGUGCCGGCCAGAUUGGGACACUGCUCAUCGAUUAUGGUGAGUAUUUUAUCCAACUCGUAGACGGGCCAGAAAACUACGUGUUUCGUUACUCUGAAAAGCUGAGCUCGUUGCCUUUUGUAGAGUCAUCAAAUGUUCAGCUGCUUUACCUCGACGACGACAUUCCAAACAUGCUGUGCACAGGAGCUACUAUAAUAGAUAAGGUUCCUCCCUCCUCUAUCGCACCCGGCUCCUCUGACAAGAGCAUCGACGAUAUUGCAGACCUUGUCAUCCACGACGUGAAUUCGAUGAUCGAGCUUGGAGCACAGGAGAGCAGCCAAGUUGCUCGAGUGAAACGCGUGUUUACUGACAACGCUAAAAUCAACUUCCCUAAGCUUUUCCCGAGAGUGGAACUUCUUAUCGCGUACAUGCACAGCGGCAAUUUUUUUACGCUGGAUGAGUUCAUUACUAAUUUCUGCAAACCAGCAAAUCUUGUUCGCGAGGUCGAAAUUGCGCACCCUGCCGAAGAUCCCCUCACGUGCUAA